Messenger RNA from Morone saxatilis (striped sea-bass), 4293 nucleotides. RefSeq names its product phosphoinositide 3-kinase regulatory subunit 6. The transcript has 21 exons. Gene Ontology annotation, biological process: positive regulation of MAP kinase activity; G protein-coupled receptor signaling pathway. Gene Ontology annotation, molecular function: 1-phosphatidylinositol-3-kinase regulator activity. Gene Ontology annotation, cellular component: phosphatidylinositol 3-kinase complex, class IB. NCBI's taxonomy places the organism in Eukaryota, Metazoa, Chordata, Actinopteri, Moronidae. The record is from RefSeq and is a predicted model, not a curated record. Bases 176 to 2614 code for a protein of 812 amino acids.
CUUGACUGUGACUCGCUCUCCCUUGCUCUCUCUUUCUCUCUCUCUCUUUCUCUCUGUGUCACACACUUGUUAGUUUCAGUACAGAGAGCGUACUGUGUGGAUGUGAAAGAUCUGCAGUUAUGUUUGGUCCGUGCCUGUACAGAACAGGUUGAUAUCCCAACAAUGCAUGUGAGACAUGAACAACAAGGCCCCCUGGGAUAACUCAAGCAGUAUGUGCAGCAUGGAGCCAACAGUCUUAAAAAACCCCACCACUCAACUUCCUCACUCAGCCGGCUGCUCCCCCACAGUUCCAGAGCCAGAGCUCUACCGCAGCAUCCAGGCUGUGCUGCCCAGAGAAACGGACAAGCAGCAGUCCCCGGACUGUUUCAACAAAGGCAUGCUGAGAUGGACGCUUCAUAAGAAGGUUCAAAACAAUCCUGCCAACAGCUUAUCUCUGGUGUGGGUGCUGAUAAAGGAGCUAGAGAAGGCUGAGAGAUGGGACUCUCGCAAAUCCAUCAUCCCUCUGCUCCACACACUUAUGUAUGCCAUUAUUCAGGCAGCCUACAUUCCAGAUGAGCUGUACAAGCGGGUUUAUGAUUUUUGUAAGAGACUCCUGACCUACCCUCAUCCCUACUGCACCGUAGGCCUCAGCUACACAAGACAGAUAAAAACUGAACGCUCCAUUCCAGGUCUGAUGUACCAGAGGAUGCUUACAGCAGAGCAGAGACUAAAAAAUGACCACUAUCCAUUUCAGGAGAGGGUCUUUGUUCUGGCUGACCCAGAAGUCUUCUCUGGUCCUUUGGGACAAGUCCUGUUGGCUGACAUUGAGGCGCCUGCUUCAGCUUCAGGUGGACCUCUAGGUCCUUUUGAUCACAUGCGCAGUGUGGUCCAACACUCCAUCCAGGCUGCUUUAGGAGCAGAGCAGUGCCAUGGGCAGAAACUGGCUCAGGCCCUAAAGGACAUGGGUCAAGACGUUGAGACAUACUUUCAGGAAGUGCUGGCGACUCUAGAGCAGAGUGCGGAGGAGGGCGGCAGAGGGGAGGUGGGAGCGCUGAGGAGUCGUUUUCAGCAGCUGUACAACGAGAUCGUCAGCAACACUUACUCAGAGCCAUUGUCGAGUGGACCACUGUGCGACUGCCCUCUUCCUAACCCAGAGAUGAGCUUCCACCUGUGGACGGAGGAUUUGGAUAUCUGGCGAGAGCUGGGCAACUGGUUUCGAUCCAGCUCCAUGUCGGAGCAGUUCUCCCUCAGCCAGGAGCAGGAAGACUUUGAGCUGGGUGAGUCGCCCAGUGACCUGAUGCCAUCUGACAUGACUCGCUUCUCCGUAAUGUCCAACGACAGCGGCAUCGAAAGAGACCUGCCCCCCAGUGCUGAUCCCUUCCCAUUGUCAUCUCUGGACACUGCAAGCAUGAGUGCAUCAUGGGAACAAUGCAAAAGUGAGCCGGAUCCAUCGAAGCUGUUACGGCGUGGAUGCAUAAAGGUGAAACCCUCUGUGAAUAUGGUGCUGAUGCAGGACACCCUGGAGGACCACGCAAGCCUCGCGGGAGCAGGAGGGAAUGGAGGGAGGGGAGGAAGAAGAGGGGCAACUCUGCAGAGGCGGGCCGGAAGCAGCGCAAUGCAGAACCCCUUCCCCAAGCAGCAGAGACACUUUACUGCCAGGAUAGUCGCCAUGGGGGAUGACAGGGUACUGGGCCGCCUGGCCAAGACCUACUACUUCUUCAGGAAAAGGGAAGCACGGAGGCUUUUUCUUACAAUGAAAGUCAACCUCCAGUUUUACUACAUCCCUGUUUGCAGGGCUACAACUCCCAUCUCCCCUGUCAAGGAAAACUUCCAUCAGGCCAAGGGGAAUCCCUGCGCUCUUGGUUCCUACUUGAGCAUGGUGGACCCAUGGUACAACUCUAACAUCAGAAGUUUAGGCUGCAUGCUCCCCAAACUGGCUGAGAUGCAAAAGGCCAACCUAGGAAGGCCAAAAGACCCCUUUGUGUCUGAUGUCGUUUCCUACUACGUUCGCACCGGCCAGCAACCCGUCUACUUCACCAUUUACUUCGUUAAGCUCACAUUCACCAGCCUGACAAAGGAGCCUGUGGAAGAUGUGUUUCUUACCCAUCUAGAAAUGGAGUUCCCUGAGUUCAGACAGAUCUCAGCGUCAAUUAGAGAUAAACAGAAGAAGAGCUCAGGGGAGGUAUGCGGAGCUGUUGUCUCGAUGAAUUACAGAAAGGUGACAUUAAGUGGCCGAGACAUUGACAAGGGAAUCUCAGUCAGGACGUCAGGCGCUCAGAUCAACGCUAUUCCCUCCACUGAAGCAGAAGAUCUGAACUGUUUGACACUGACAUUAAAUGAAUCUCCAACAAAAACUAAAAACAACGUUAUGGAGUCAAAGAUACGGACCAGCAACAUUAAGAUUCGCACUUUGGAGAGUCGAUCUUUCACUGUUACACUAGACAGAGAUUGUCGCAGGACCUACAGAGAUGUGCAGAGCAUCGAGAUCUCCCCAUGUCUUGAUCCCGGAUACUGCGUCCAGAAAAACAUAAGCUCCAAAUUCAAGUUGGGAGAGGACAAAGAGGCUGGACUGAGCAAAUACAUGAACAAAGGACUUCCUCUACCCAUCAACACAUUUGCUGGCAUCAUCACCUGAUGUGAUGGAGUAAGAAUAUUAAGACCAUCCACGAUGAGGUUUUGAUGGCGGGGAAGAGUUGUUGCUUCUUAGAAAACAGAAGUCCUGUCUGACAUAAGAAAAUAUAAAAGGAAUCACCUUUGAGUCAUACUGAGCUGCUCCUGAAACCACGUUGUUUCAGUUCUGUUGGUCAUGACUGACUGCCAUGUAUGAAAAAGACUUCAAAUCAAAGGCAACUUGAUGCCAGUUGCAACACAUGCAGUGCAAGUGUGACUUCUUGCAGUCAGUGGAGUAACCAGACGGCUUCUAUUACAGUAACAGGGACAAAAUGUUAUUACGAUGUAGGGUGUGGUUGGACUCCUAACAAUGUUUCACUUUUCAUGAGUGAAUGUCAGUAAAUAUAACUAGAUUGGAAUAAUGCCAAAGAACAAUGUUGCCUGUGACACUGGAGUGACUGGCAGGGAAGAACAAGUAAGCAAAGGAAUAUACCUUUAAAUAUACGUUAAAGAUUACUGACAUUUGGAUCACUAAUCAUAAGAACUUAACAGGCAAUCUGGAAAAUCUGAUAUGAAGGGUUGACUGUCUGUAACAGUUAUUGUACUUCAUAGACACACUACCUUUUUACUGCCUCCUUGAUGCAUGCACACACACACACACACAGUACACACACAAAAAUGCAGACAUACUGACUCACCUUGCCAGUCAGUUAUUGGAACGUGCAGAUUGUUAAAAGACUGGUACGAUGACAGCUGGAGUUUACUGUCACCUUUGUUUUAGCUGAAAAUUUCAAAUAACUUGUUAUUCCCGUACCUGUUUCAUAAUUGAAUCUGUUGAAUGUGCAAGCAAUAGAUGUAAGCCUUGGGUGUACUGUUUAAAAAACAUUGUGGAAAGUUUCUUGAACGACACUAUGUUUAGUGCAGAGGCUAGAGCCACAUUCAAGGUCAGGAAUUACUACAGAACAGAAGAAACCUUUGUGUUUUACUGUAUUAGACGUACACAUGCACAGACCAAGCUACAUAUAAAUCAACUAUAGCUUCAGACCGCUGACUUUGUCCUUGGUGCCAUUGUCUAUUUACUAGACGUGCAAGAUUGUGUGUUGUAUGCUUGAUAAUAUACUGAUCAAGAAAAAGAGCUAAACUUGGGGACACUCAAAAGUGAAACCUGCACAUGUUCAGGUCUGUCAGCCUUGAGGUGUGAAAAUCCCCUCUGAAGCUGUUGUUUGUUUCAGUUAGAAUAGAUAAACUGCAUCUAUUUGCACUAAAACUGCUGGAUUUAAAAAAUAAAAUAAAAUCCCUGUGGGAGUGGAGCAACAGUGUUUGUAAAGCAUGAAUAUGACUUAUGACUACAUGUGUAAUUAUGUCAUCACUUUACAAGUUAUAUGAAUGUGUACAUAUAUAUAAUACAUUUAUAAUAUACAUAUUAUUAGACUACACACUCAAGAAUAGCUCAAGAUCUUAUUUCUGAUGCACUCCCACAGGUAUGUAUGGCAGUUAAGCACAACAGCCUCAGGAACUGGAAGUUAUGUGUUACUGGAUACACAGCAUAACAUGGCGCGCGUGUGUGUGUGGCUGGCAGGGUAAAAUCAUGAGUUUUGAAAUUCAUGAUAAAGUUUGCACAUUACUUUCAUCUCGUGUUAUAUAAAGACGAUGCCAUUAAAAGCAAAAUGCAAUUCUGUAAAUAAAUGAUUUUGUUUGGUAAAA